AUGUUGCCAGGGCUGUGGGCUGCAGAAUUGGCGUCUGUGGCGUGUCUACGCAGGCUCUGCAGCGUGAUGGCUGGCGGGACUGCGAGGCUGGCGGCAGCGGAAGGAGAGGCUGGGCACGAGCCAGGAACAGGCUGGCCAGGUCCGCAGCCGCCUGCUCCUCUCUCGUUCGAGCACACACGGCCGUUCCUGCAUGCGUGGUUCGAGCGAGAGGCGGAGCAGCGGGAAGUGGCGCGCGACGAGCUGCACCGCCUCUCCGGAUGGUCCUACCUCAGCACCGCCGAGUUCCGCUCGCUUGUCGCCGACGCUGUCCACCGUCUCAACCCGCCCAUUCGCGACGGCGCGUUCGUCUACGAGCUGGGCAUCGGCGCGGGGGCGGUUCUGAAGACUAUCAGCUCCCUGCACCGGAUCCGUCCAGCGGGCUGUGAUUUCAGUCCCAAGGCGAUCCAGCGAGCCAGCGAGAUCUUUCCAGCUCACGCCGCGGCGUUCCGGGUCGGCGACAUUGCGCUGCCUCUCUCCUCGAAGGGCGGCUGCGCCGCGAGGGCCGGCGCGUACUCUCACGUCCUCUCGUUCGGCUCGCUCGCAAUGUAUCUCACGCACAGCGAGAUGGCCGUCGCACUGAGGAACGUUGCGAAGCUGGCGAGUGCCGGCGGCUCCGUCGCCGUCACGCACUUCAUCGAGGCGGACGGCGAGCCGAAGGGGACCAUCGUUGCGCCGAUCAGCCGGCAGCGCCUAAGACAGCUCGCGAGCGCUGCCGGGCUGACUAACAUCAGCUUCCACCCGAUGAAAUACCAGGGAGAUAGGUUCAUGAUGACUGCCCGGGGUCCUCGCGUCGAUAAGAGCGGAUGGGCCGGAGGCCCCAGCCCCCACACCUUGCCACCUCGUCCCACUCGCUAG
This is a messenger RNA of Emiliania huxleyi CCMP1516, 894 nucleotides long. RefSeq lists its product as hypothetical. The transcript has 2 exons. Lineage: Eukaryota; Haptophyta; Isochrysidales; Noelaerhabdaceae. The record is from RefSeq and is a predicted model, not a curated record. Bases 1 to 894 code for a protein of 297 amino acids.